Molecule: messenger RNA, 1227 nt
Organism: Ipomoea nil (Japanese morning glory)
Lineage: Eukaryota; Viridiplantae; Streptophyta; Magnoliopsida; Solanales; Convolvulaceae
Exons: 1
Coding region: 1-1227 (408 amino acids)
Source: RefSeq, a predicted model, not a curated record
AUGACUGUUUCUGUACUAGUGUCUGGAAUGGUCUGCAAGUUAGUUAAGUCCCUCUAUGGACUUAAGCAAUCAAGCAGGCAAUGGAAUGCAAAACACACUGAGGAGCUACUCCAACUUGGCUUUGUUCAAACAUUGGCAGAUCCUUCUCUAUUCACUAAAGGAACAGGUGACAGCUUUGUUGCCCUACUUGUAUAUGUAGAUGAUAUGGUCUUGGCAAGUCCAGAUGAGGCACAAAUCCAUUUCAUCAAGGAACACCUGCACAAUGCCUUUCAGAUCAAGGAUCUAGGCCAUCUUAAAUAUUUCUUGGGGCUGGAAAUAGCCAGAAACAGGAAGGGUAUUUGUAUCAACCAAAGGAAAUAUGCUUUGGAGCUCUUGGAUAGCAGUGGUUUUGUACACAGCAAACCUGUCAGAUCUCCUAUGGUGCCUUCAAAAAAGUUAAGUAAGGAGAGUGGAACCAGGUUAAUAGACACUACUCAGUACAGGAAGUUAGUGGGGAAACUCCUAUACCUCACCAUAACAAGGCCAGACAUCAGCUUUGCAACACAACAACUAUCCCAGUUCCUAGACUGCCCAACAGACAUUCAUCUACAAGCAGCUCACAGGAUUCUCAGGUACAUCAAAGGGGCACCUGCCCAAGGUCAUUUCUUCCCAGCCAAUAAUCAGCUAUGUUUAAAAGGAUUCUCUGAUUCAGAUUGGGCUGCUUGCCCAGAUACUAGAAGAUCAGUCUCUGGUUUCUGCAUAUUCUUAGGAUCAGCCUUGAUUUCUUGGAAGGCAAAGAAACAAGUGACUGUGUCUAGAUCCUCUUCAGAAGCAGAAUAUAGAGUAAUUGCUGCAACUUUCUGUGAAAUCCAAUGGCUAUGUUACUUGUUGAAAGCCAUGGAAGUUGAUAUGCCCACACCUGCUGUUUUGUUCACUAAUAGCAAAUCAGCAUUGGCUAUUGCUGAGAACCCUGUAUUCCAUGAAAGAACAAAAAACAUUAAGUUGGAUUGCCAUCUCAUAAGGGAGAAAUUGCAGAAUGGAAUAAUCAAGUUGCUACAUGUUUCAUCCCAAAAUCAGCUAGCCGAUGUAUUCACCAAGCCUCAUGCUCCAAACACUUUUCUUUCCUUCAUAACCAAGCUUGGUCUACAUAAUAUGUAUGAUCCAGCUUGCGGGGGGAUAAUAGAAGACAAGCAAGCCAAUCAGUCAAAGAUGGACAGUCAGCAGAAGCAGAAUGAAGAAGCAGAAUAG